GGGCUGUGUCAUUGAAAUGCUAAAAAUUCUACCUAUUCUUGUUGGGCUUUGCCUGGGCGUCAACUGUGCAACGAACUACUGCCAGUACGGCUGCAACAGACUCCAGAACAUUGGCUGCAAUCACAGCGGGCACUGGGCAGCGUCAUGCCCAAGGGACAGUGCUUUGGUCGCCUUUUCGCCGGCCGAGAAGCAAGCGAUUUUGAACUAUCAUAAUCAGGACCGGAACAUCAUUGCCAGCGGCAGUGACAAUAGACUGCCACCGGCUUGUCGGAUGGCCACCAUGAAGUGGGACGACGAGCUAGCCUAUCUGGCGUCCCUGAACGUCCGGAGCUGUAAAAUGGCCCAUGACAAAUGCCACAACACGCCAGCCUUUCAGCACUCCGGCCAGAACUUGGCCUGGGUCAGCUAUAACAGAGUGCUGAAUGUAACGGACAGAGUUUCAGCGUGCUUAAAAAUGUGGUACAAAGAACUGUCCAGGGUCAACAAGGGCAUCAUUACGUCCUUUCCCUCUAAUUACAAAGGACCGGCCAUUGGCCAUGUCACUCUCAUGGCCGCCGAUCGCAAUACGCACGUUGGCUGCGCCGCCGCCACCUAUUCGUCCACAGGUAACCACCACUACAAGGUCUUCCUCAUGGCUUGCAACUAUGCCACCAACAAUCUUCAUAAUGUCAAGGUAUACGACGCCUGCCCUAAGCCGGCAAGCAAAUGCACCACCGGAGUCAAUCCCGAGUAUAAAUUCUUAUGCAGCCCCAAAGAAGCCUACGAAGUAAACAAUAUUAAGUUUGGUUAAUUGUAUAAGUUUUAAAUUGAGUG
Drosophila navojoa is the source of this 813-nucleotide messenger RNA. RefSeq names its product antigen 5 like allergen Cul n 1. NCBI's taxonomy places the organism in Eukaryota, Metazoa, Arthropoda, Insecta, Diptera, Drosophilidae. The record is from RefSeq and is a predicted model, not a curated record.